GAAGGAAAAGAGGGGGAGGGAGACUAAAUCUUCCAGCUGCCACAGAGGAAACGGAAGGGACGAAACAGAAAACUAAUUUCAAAACUUCAAGUCUAUGCUCAAGCAUUGCUCUCUGAGAUCUUCUUCUUCUUCCUCUGAAUCUUUUACAGACUUCUUUUGGAAAUUCCACAUUUGUUUCUACCUUUGUUGCUAAUCUCCAGUUGUUUCUGUGGUUGUUGGGAAAAAAGUCUCCACCCUAAAGAGAAGAAAGACAACUAAUCCACUGUGAGGAGAUGUCCCCCCAGCCACAGGUGACAAGGAAUUUCCAGGAGUUCCUCAAGAGCUUUUUGGGGAUUAUACGGAUCCUACAGAUUCUCUUGGGAGCUGGUCUUUGGGUCACUGUUGCUACCAGCAAGUAUGAGGGCUCCGUUCACUUUGUUCUCUUUGUGGCCGUGUUCUUCUGGCUUCUCACUCUCACCCUCUUCUUUAUCACUCUGCUGAACAAGCAGGACCUUGUCCCCAUCCUAGGAGGGGAGCGGUGGCUGUUAACUAAUGUGAUACAUGACAUUGCCGCUACAUUGCUUUAUUUGUCUGCAAUCGGCAUUAUGAUCUACAAAAUGUCGAAGAACGCCUACUGCAAUGUGCCACGGUACAAGCUCACAUGCUUGUAUACCGUCUACCUCACUGGCUCUGUGUUCGCCUGCCUGACUGCCUUCGCCUACCUUCUGUCAGCCAUAUACGGCUCCUGCAGAAAGUGCCGGGGUGAGCAGACAGUGGUGUAAAAACCCAUGGGACAUUUGAGGGAUGGGGGAGGGACAUUUCUUCUUUUCUCGGAGAGCCCUGAGUGGGAGAAAAAUAGCCCUUGUCCAGGUUGCACACAGCUGGCUUAUGGAAAAAAAGAUCUUUCCUUUUCUAUUAAAGCAGAGGGUUUGAUCCCUUUGUCUCAGGCUUCCAGGUUGGUUGAUUUUGUAUAAAGUAAUUUAAACUCUAUAUCUUCAUCAGCCACAAAGCAUAUGUAUCUUAUUUUAUAUUUUAUGUUUCUAGCUACUCAACAUGUUGUGUAACAGAAUUCGAUGGCUUCUUUUUAUCAUUCCUGUUACAAUGACAAGCCAACAAACAAUCUAAUAUGCUAUGUCUGUAGCGUUUAUUUUACUUUUUUUUUUAUGACUGAAUGUGCAUAAAUUACAUGUGUUGGUGUAUGUGUACAGAUUCUAGCAGAAUAAAUAAUGCCAUCAAGAAUGUCAAUGACAAUACACUUUGCUUAACAUGCACAGAUGAGCAAUGCUAUGUAAAAAUGUCCAUCUACAAGUAUUUAUAUUUCACACAAAGUAACUGUCAGGCUGAAUAAAUAAUUAAUAAAAAGUAAAUGAUCACUUGAAA
Tachysurus vachellii is the source of this 1359-nucleotide messenger RNA. RefSeq names its product MARVEL domain containing 1 (gene marveld1). The record is from RefSeq and is a predicted model, not a curated record. The transcript has a single exon. Lineage: Eukaryota; Metazoa; Chordata; Actinopteri; Siluriformes; Bagridae. Gene Ontology annotation, cellular component: membrane. Gene Ontology annotation, biological process: myelination. Gene Ontology annotation, molecular function: structural constituent of myelin sheath. The coding region runs from base 273 to 761 and encodes 162 amino acids.